AUGGAGAGCUUGGUCGGAUGGAGAGAGGGCCUUGGCGCGGACAAGCCGUCUCGAGCCGUCCUCUGCACGGCCGCCUCGGUGUGGGCUCGGCAGCGCGUGGGGCCAAACGUUUUGGGCUCUUGCGCUGCCGUGCGUCUCCUCCCUCGCCAUGGUUCUGCAGAGGGGUCAGCCACGGGCAGUGGUGGUACCAAGUAUGUGGCCGUUGCGGUAGUGUCGGAAUUGCUGUCAUGGUCGUUGCGCGCUGCCGAGCAGGGCCGGGGCUUUUGCGUGCAUGCAUUCCUGACCUUGCGAUCGAGCUCGGCAUGA
Molecule: messenger RNA, 306 nt
Organism: Prorocentrum cordatum
Lineage: Eukaryota; Dinophyceae; Prorocentrales; Prorocentraceae
Source: the annotation of a GenBank genome assembly